GUCUGCGGGCUGGUGAGCAAGCUGAGGGGAGCAGGAGGGAUGGGGAGCGGCGCUGCGGAGCGGGGCCGCGCAGACAGGCGGCCAGUGCUCUUUCCCUUCCUGCUGCCCUUGUUCUGCCCGGCGCUGUCUGAGCAGAUCCGCUACAGGAUUCCCGAGGAAAUGCCCAAGGGCUCGGUAGUGGGGAACCUCGCCAAGGACCUGGGGUUCAGUGUGCGGGAGUUUCCGACUCGAAAACUGCGCGUCAGUUCGGAGAAGCCUUACUUCACCGUGAGCGCAGACAGCGGGGAGUUGCUUGUGAGCGGCAGGCUAGACAGGGAGCAGAUGUGCGGGAAGAAGCCAGCGUGUGCUCUGGAAUUUGAGGUUGUUGCUGACAACCCAUUGAACUUUUAUCACGUGAAUGUGGAGAUCGAGGACAUUAAUGACCACACGCCAAAAUUCACGCAAAAUUCCUUUGAGCUGCAAAUAAGUGAGUCUGCACAGCCAGGCACGCGAUUUAUAUUAGAAGUAGCGGAAGAUGGAGAUAUUGGCUUAAACUCUCUACAGAGGUAUGAACUCUCUUUUAACCCUGUUUUCUCACUGAUAAAUAAGGAGAAACAAGAUGGCAGUAAAUACCCGGAGCUGGCAUUGGAGAGAACCUUAGACCGGGAACAGCAGAGUUACCAUCGUUUAAUCCUGACUGCUUUGGACGGCGGAGAUCCACCCCUAAGCGGCACCACUGAGCUCCGAAUCCAGGUCACUGAUGCCAAUGAUAAUCCCCCUGUGUUCAGCCAGGACGUGUACAGAGUCAGCCUUCCGGAAAACGUGCCCCCAGGCACCUCUGUGCUGCAAGUGUCAGCCACCGACCAGGACGAGGGCGUCAACUCGGAAAUUACUUACUCUUUCUUCAGAAACGGGCAAGUCUUCAGUCUGAAUUCAAAGAGUGGGGAAAUUAGAACUCAGAGGUCACUGGAUUUUGAAGAAAUCAAGGAAUAUUCCAUAGUGGUGGAAGGGAGGGAUGGUGGAGGACUGGUUGCACAAUGUACAGUUGAAAUUAAUAUUCAAGAUGAAAAUGACAAUAGCCCCAAAGUUACUUUUCAUUCUCUACUUGAAAUGAUUCUGGAAAAUGCAGUGCCUGGAACGCUAAUUGCUUUGAUCAAAAUACAUGAUCAAGAUUCCGGGGAAAACGGGGAGGUUAAUUGUCGAUUAGAAGGUGAAGUCCCUUUUAAGAUAAUCUCUUCUUCCAAAAAUUCAUAUAAGUUGCUAACAGACGGGACCCUGGACCGGGAGCAGAACCCGGAGUACAAUGUCACCAUUAUAGCCACCGACAAGGGCAAGCCACCCCUCUCCUCCAGCUCAAGCGUCAUCCUACAUGUUGGCGACGUCAACGACAACGCUCCAAUUUUCCACCAGGAUUCUUAUUUGGUCGAAGUGGCCGAAAACAACCCUCCUGGAGUCUCCAUCGCUCAAGUUAGCGCCUCAGACCCGGACCUGGGACCCAACGGCCAUAUCUCUUAUUCCAUCGUGGCCAGUGACCUGGAGCCCAGGAUGCUGUCGUCCUAUGUGUCGGUUAGCGCGCAGAGCGGGGUGGUGUUCGCGCAGCGCUCCUUCGACCACGAGCAGCGUCGCGCCUUCGAGCUGACGCUGCAGGCCCGCGACCAGGGCUCGCCCGCGCUCGGCGCCAACGUGAGCCUGCGCGUGUUGAUCGACGACCGCAACGACAACGCGCCGCGGGUGCUGUACCCAGCGCUGGGGCCCGACGGCUCAGCGCUCUUCGAUAUGGUGCCGCGUGCUGCGGAGCCCGGUUACCUGGUCACCAAGGUGGUGGCGGUGGACACCGACUCAGGACACAACGCCUGGCUGUCCUACCACGUGUUGCAGGCCAGCGAGCCCGGGCUGUUCAGCGUGGGGCUGCGCACCGGCGAGGUGCGCACGGCGCGUGCCUUGGGCGACAGGGACGCUGCCCGCCAGCGCCUGCUGGUCGCUGUGCGUGACGGUGGACAGCCGCCCCUGUCUGCCACUGCCACGCUGCACCUGGUCUUCGCGGACAGCUUACAGGAGGCGCUGCCAGAUCUCACCGACCGCCCAGCGCCCUCUGACCCCCAGGCUGAGCUGCAGUUUUACCUGGUGGUGGCCUUGGCCUUGAUCUCAGUGCUUUUCCUCCUCGCGGUGAUUCUGGCCAUCGCCCUGCGCCUGCGACGAGGCUCCUCCAGCCCAGCCGUCUGGAGCUGCUUUCAACCUAGUCAUUGUGUCAAGUCUGGACCCGUGGUUCCCCCCAACUACAGCGAGGGGACUUUGCCUUAUUCCUACAAUCUAUGCCUGGCACACACGGGAACGACGGAGUUUAAUUUCCUAAAAUGUAGUGAGCAACUGAGUUCAGGACAAGACAUACUUUGUGGUGAUUCAUCUGGGGCCUUAUUUCCACUUUGUAAUUCCAGUGAGCCGACUUCCCAUCCUGAGUUGGUGAGUUCCAUUUAAGUGUCUACUCUU
Lemur catta (Ring-tailed lemur) is the source of this 2466-nucleotide messenger RNA. Its product is annotated as protocadherin gamma-B5. Gene Ontology annotation, molecular function: calcium ion binding. The record is from RefSeq and is a predicted model, not a curated record. The transcript has a single exon. Bases 40 to 2454 code for a protein of 804 amino acids. Gene Ontology annotation, cellular component: plasma membrane. Gene Ontology annotation, biological process: homophilic cell-cell adhesion. NCBI's taxonomy places the organism in Eukaryota, Metazoa, Chordata, Mammalia, Primates, Lemuridae.